This is a messenger RNA of Vespa crabro (European hornet), 6964 nucleotides long. Its product is annotated as ATPase family AAA domain-containing protein 2-like. The transcript has 17 exons. NCBI's taxonomy places the organism in Eukaryota, Metazoa, Arthropoda, Insecta, Hymenoptera, Vespidae. Gene Ontology annotation, cellular component: nucleus. The record is from RefSeq and is a predicted model, not a curated record. Gene Ontology annotation, molecular function: ATP binding; ATP hydrolysis activity; histone binding. Bases 489 to 4427 code for a protein of 1312 amino acids. Gene Ontology annotation, biological process: positive regulation of transcription by RNA polymerase II.
UGUAAUGGAAUGCUCAUAGUUCUCUAGUAGCUAAUUUCAGCCUAAGCUUAGUCCCGUCUGUAUAUGUGUGUACCCAUUUCGAAUAUAUAUUUUGCAAUAGAAAGCGACCCUGGAAAAGGGUCUCAAUUUGCCUUACUAAAACGUUUGUAUCAUGCUUGUGUGUAAAUUAUGUUUAAUUUUUGUACAUAUAUAAGAAACAAUAAAGAGAUCUAAUUUAAGUGAUAUUCUUAUCGCCUACUGUUAACUGGAAAAAUUAUUAGUUUGUGUGCUAAGCAGAUCGUUUAAGAGUGUGGUUAUUAUAUUCAAGAAAGACAUAUGACGGGCCUUAGUAGUUCCUUUGCGAGUAACUUCUAUAUUGGCAAGAUUUAGCCCGAUGAAGGAUUUAUAUCCUCACUAUUACAUAUGAGUGAAUUGUCAAUAUACUUUAAUGGAUUUUCCUCAAUGACAAAUCAUUAGCCAUUCUUUUACUACAGUACAAAUCUCAUAUAAUGUCAGAUGAUGAUGCCACCUUGGAUUCAAUGGAUACUGAGGAAGAUAUAUUUAAUCCCCAUAGUGAUUCUGUUAGAAGAGCUAAGUCAUUGCGUACUUUACGUUCGCAUUCACAUAGUACUAGCUCACAUAUGACUAGGAAUAAUUUAAGUGUACGACGUAGCACUCGUAAUAGAAUGCAAACCUAUGACAACCUCAAUACUAGUUGGAUUUUAGGAACGCAAACUUUAAAAGGAUAUCCUAUGUUUCAACAACAUGGAUCUUCAUCUGAUAAAGAAAUGGUAGAUGAAGUACCUGACAGGAAGCGUGAUUUACGUGAUCGUAUGCCUUUAAGAUCACGUGAAAAUCAUCCUCCUAAUAAAAAUUCAAGCAGACAUAUUAGAGAUAGAUCUGAUCAUGAUCAUCAAAAUAGUAGAGAACUUAGGGGACGAUCUGAUCGUGAUCUUAGAGAAAAGUCGGAACAAGAAAAAGAUAUUAGAGAACAUAAAGAUAGACAAGGACGAGAAAAGCAAGAUAGAGAACAUAAGGAUAAAUUAGAAACAAGAAAUAAGUCUGAAGUAAGAACAUCAAAUGAAGAAAAGGAAACAAGAACAAGCAAAUCUAAUAGUCCAUGUAGGCUUAGAGAAGGACCUGUGACUAGGCUGUGUGGAAAUUCUUUAGAUAAAACUGUAAAAUCGAAAGUAGAACAAGACGAAGCAGAAGAUAGCUCGCAUGAGAGCGAGAAACAAGAAAAUAAUGAUAAUUCUGAGAAUGAAGAUGGAUAUGAGGAUAUGUAUACUCGUAUUAAGCGUACUAGAAGAACUACCCAACGACAAUUACCAAGGGGUAAGAAGCUUACAGUUGUAGAUAGUGAUUUAAGUGAAUCAUCAGAUUCUCCUGGCCCUAGAAAAUACAGUUUACGUCAAAAAAAACCAACUGUAGAUAGAUUUCAAGCUAAUGUUGAACCAGUUAGACGAUCUAUAAGAGCUCUCAGGAGUGUGCUUAGCAAUUCUAUGAGAAGACGAAAGCACAGAAGCAAAAGUACAAGUUCAAGUGAUUCUAGUGAUUCGGAACCGCAACGAUAUGAUAAAAAAAAAGGGAAAAAAGCAAGGCAAUCAGCAAUACCCCAAGGCGGUCCUCCAGAUCGUAAAGCAGAUAUAAAUCCAAUUACGUUAGAUACAAAUAUUAGGUUCAGUGAUGUAGGUGGCUUAGAAUCACAUAUCCACUGCCUUAAAGAAAUGGUUGUUUUUCCUAUGAUGUAUCCAGAAGUUUUCGAAAGAUAUCAUAUCACACCUCCAAAAGGUGUCCUCUUUCAUGGCCCACCAGGAACUGGAAAAACAUUAAUAGCUAGAGCAUUAGCAAAUGAAUGUAGUCAGGGUAGUAGAAAAAUGGCCUUUUUUAUGAGAAAAGGAGCAGAUUGUUUAUCAAAAUGGGUUGGUGAAUCAGAACGGCAAUUGAGAUUGUUGUUUGAGCAGGCUCAACAAAUGAAACCGUCCAUUAUAUUUUUCGAUGAAAUUGAUGGUCUUGCACCUGUUAGAAGUACCAAGCAAGAUCAAAUUCAUGCUAGCAUCGUAUCUACCCUUUUAGCACUUAUGGAUGGUCUUAGUGACAGAGGAGAGGUUAUAGUAAUUGGUGCAACAAAUAGAAUAGAUGCAAUUGAUCCUGCACUACGAAGACCUGGUCGUUUCGAUCGUGAAUUAUUUUUUCCUCUACCUGCAAUGAAAGAAAGAUUAGAAAUUUUGAAAAUUCAUGUUAAUAAAUGGGAAAAUCCACCAACUGAACAGUUAUUAGAAAUAUUAGCUGAAAAAGCAACUGGUUAUUGCGGUUCAGAUUUAAGAGCUUUAUGCACCGAAGCGGUACUACAGGGAUUAAGAAGAACAUAUCCACAAAUUUAUAUGACCAGCAAUAGAUUGCUUUUGGAUCCUCGACAAGUAGAAGUAAAAAAACAAGAUUUUAUGCAGGCUAGUUCUACUUUAAUUCCAUCAUCACAAAGAGUAACUCCUUGUGCAGGCAGAAAAUUACAACCUUUUAUGGAGCCUCUAUUAGGUCCUCCAUUAGAAGAAUUGAUUGGUUUAGUAAAGGGAAUAUUUCCUCAAGGUGUCAAUCCAGCUAUGGCAAAAGUGAAAGUUACUAAAGGAAUACAUCGUCCAAGGUUAUUAGUUUCUGGUGGUAAUUUAUCUAAAGGUCAAGGACCUCAUUUAGCACAGGCUUUAUUACAUCAUAUGGAACAUUUACCAGUACAAACAUUAGAUGUUAGUACACUUUUUGCAGAGAGUGCACGAUCUCCAGAAGAAACCUGUGUGCAGGUGUUUAAUGAAGCUACCAGAAAUGUACCGUCCAUUAUUUAUAUACGUUCGAUUGAUCAAUGGUGGCCACUGGUUCCAGAGACCGUAAAAGCUGUUUUUUUGUGUCGUAUUGCAGCGCUUGAUACUUCAUUGCCUAUAUUGAUUCUUGCAACUAGUGACGAAACAUAUCAAGAUCUUCCUAUGCAAUUAAAAAAUCUUUUCAGUGAACUUCGUGGCGAAGUAUAUACUAUGAAAAUUCCAAAUUCGGAACAAAGAUCGAAAUUUUUCAAGCCUAUAUUUACGGUUCAAAGUUUAAGACAACCACAAAUUAAGGAUAACAAAGUUCAAGUAUUAGAGGAACUUCCUUUGGCUCCAGAUCCAAUGCCAAAGAAGUUAUCCGACGAAGAGAAAAAGAUGUUGUAUGAAAAAGAAGAAGUAUCUUUAAGAGAACUUAGGAUUUUCUUGAGGGAAAUAUGUGCCAAACUUGCUAGGAAUCGACAAUUUUUCAUGUUCACAAAACCAGUAGAUACCGAAGAAGUACCCGAUUAUAAUAUGAUAAUAAAGCAACCUAUGGAUUUGGAAACUAUGAUGACUAAAAUUGAUAUGCAUUGUUACCUAUGCGCUCGAGAUUUUCUGGAUGAUAUUGAUCUUAUUUGUAGAAAUGCAUUGGAAUAUAAUCCAGAUAGCUUGCGUGAUAGGCCCUCCCUUGGGAUAUUGAAGAGGGAUCCAGCGGAUAAAUUGAUUAGACACCGUGCCUGUUCUCUUCGUGAUAAUGCAUAUGCAUUGAUUAAGGCUGAAUUGGAUUCUGAUUUUGAAGAUAAGUGUCGUGAAAUAUCUAAAAAUCGUAAAAUUAUUGAAACCAAUCAUAAUGACGAAAUGCAAAAUAAAAUUACAAAAACAGAGAUUACAUUGUCGAAUGAGAAAAAUGAUAAAAAAGAUCCUGAAUUAGUAGUAAAUAAUACUCUGUCUGUAAAUGGGAAAAGAUUUAGUCAAUCCAGAAAACGCAAGAUUCCUGCUUGGGCUAGAGGAUACGUAAAGAAGGUGCAAAAGAAAAAGAAAAUUAGCUUCGACGGUAAUAUUUCUGAAAUAAACAGUAAGGUAUGUCUAACUAAUGAACCCUCAGUUGGUAUAGAUUUAGAGAAAUUUCAAGAAUUUGAAACAGAAGCAAAUAGUGUUUUAAAUGGUCAUGUACCACUAUAUGAUAACACUGAUUCUGAGAAUGAUUCGCAAAAUGAAAACUCCAAGGAUAUUCAAAUAAAUCAAAAUGACAAUAUGAUAGAGCAGCGAAUUGAUGAUUUUGAAAAUGUGGAAAUAUGUUUCAUAGAAGAUGAUAAGAAUAUUGGAAAUGAUGUUUCAAGUUCAUCGUCCAGACGAGAAAGUUUAGAUGAAUUAUCAUUUGCAAUUGAGAGUGAUUCUAGUCCAUCAAAAGUUGAUGAAAACGAUAAAGUUAUUAUUGAUAAAAAUGAACUUGAAACUGCUUGGUUGCACACUGUGGAUGUUACAAAGGAUUUCUCUGUGGAGGUAUUGUGUGACAUUUAUGUGCAAUUAAGUAGGUGUGUAGGAAGAUACGCGCAUCAUUAUGAUAGAAAAUCACUGCCAAAGGACUUACUCAAGGAACUGGAAAGAUUUGAAGAGUACAAGACAAGUUUGUAUGAGAAAGCACAACAUAAUUAGUCAACUAAAUAUGCAGUAGAAGAUAUGUUGUGAAUUGAUGUAAUUUCACCAUAAAAAAAAGACUUAUUAUGUACUGGCACUAAAAGUACAGUCAAAUGUCAAACGAAAAUUCAGUGCCGUACAUUUUUCAGUUCUUAUAACUGCCAAAUAUAAAAUAUUUAUAAAUGAUUGUCACUAUCGUAAUAGUUGAAUUAAUAUGUAAUAAGAUUCAAAAGAAAUGUUUCUUUGAAAAGACAAACAAGCUUUAUUGUUUGCAAAUUGCAUUGGCUUUUUGUAAACAGAAGAAACAUAAAAAAAAAAAAAAAAAAAAAAAAAAGAAAAAAGCAAUAGAACAUUGAAGUAAGAACAUUUUCCCUAACUUUAUAAAGAAUAAUUCUUUUUAUAGCUGACAGUUAUUUAUAUUAUUUAUUAUUAUUAGUGAAAAAUUUACAAUCUUUUAGAAGGAGUUUUUAUUUUUAAUUAUUUGAUAUUAUAUAUGUUUACGCGCAUUUCUUUUUCUUUUUCUUUUUUUUUAUUUUUAUUUUAAUAAUCAUUGAUGAUAAAACGAAUUUGGAUAAAGUGAUACGAAGCGAAUAUUUUUUUUAGUAAUGUGAUCAGUUUUUUAUACGACAUAACAAUAAUAAGAAAGAAAAUAGAAAUUUUACUAAAAUCAUGCAAAUCACAUGGUUAUACAAAGAUGAUGGUAAAUUAGUACAUUAUGUACUUAAACGAAUUUCGCUAAUAUAUGGAAUUGUAAUUAAACUAUUCUAUAUAAAGUAGCACUAACAUAUUGUUAAAUUGUCAUAUAACAUAUAUUACCAAAUUAUAGAACCAUUUAAAUUUAUAUUAUUGUAUAUGCCAUUACAGAUUACGUUACAUGCAAUAGAGAAUAUAUAGCUCCGACGAAUAUUCCUGAUACAAUAUUAAUUUUACAAAGUGGAUAUAAUUGGAAAAACUAAUUGAGAACAAAUCAUAUAGGUAAUAUUAACAUCUUAAAAAAGUUUUCAUUUACCCACGUCAAAGUAAUAAAAAAAUAUUCUCUUGACUUUUUAAUCUGCACAUCAAUAUUUUAAUGUUUCAUAUAUUUUUUUAUAUUUAAAAUACAUACAAACGAAUUAGAUGCAGAAAGGAAAUAUUUUCCACUUUGUAAAAAUAAAAAUCCAAAUGUAUAAGAAAAUAGUAUAAAUACAUUCCAGGUAAACAAUAAUCAUAUAUUGAGGUAUUACAGAGGUAUUUAAAUUUUAUAUAUGUAUAAUUUAUUUAUAAGUAAGUGAAUUUAACUUCUAUUGUAUUUAUAGAUAAAAUAGUACAUUUUUAUUUUUAUUAGGUUCACACAGCAAAAUUUUAGAUAAAACAUAAAUCUUAUUGCACAAGAUCACAAGAAAUUCAAUGAAGCAACAUAUACAUCACAUCUCGUUGCUAAAGGUUCAAUUUAAUUAAGCUUUCCAUUAAGAUUCUUAAACACAGAUAUUAUUAUUUGAUUUGUAUAAUCUAUAAUGCAUCUCAUGUGAUAAUCUGAUGUAGCAUAAAUCAUUUAAAGGUUUGAUAAUUUAUGCAAGAUAUAAUUGAUAUAUGCUUAAUGGACAUGAUGUAUAAUGAAAAAGAAAAAGAAAAAAAAAACUGAUUAUUAGCGAUUUAUUUUAACCAAAGUUAUCAAAUAUAUAGAUUAUUAGCUUGUUAACAGUAUAAGAAUUGAUAAAAUUAAAAAUCUUCAAAUAAUUUUAGAAUACUUUGACGUGUGAAAAGAAAUACGAAAAUGUAUAAAUAUUAUAAUGACAUAUAUAGUUUUCAAUAUAAGUUUAUAUGCCGGUUGUGAUCUACAUCGUUACUGUGAGAUGAUAGUUACCAGAUAAAAUGCGUUAAUGUGUCAGUCUUAUUAUAUUAUAGCACAGAGAGAGAGAGAGAGAGAAUGAGAAUGAGAGAGAGAGAGAGAGAGAGAGAGAGAGAGAGAGAGAGAGUUAUUCAAAUUUGAAUAUUAUACUACCAUUUCUUAAACAAGGCUUUACUGUGCUGCGCUGUGCAUUUCUAAAGAAUUGAAGAUGAAAUUGAAAUGAUUUGUAGAAAGAAAAUUGAAUUUUUAAUAUAAAAUUCACUUUUAAAAGGCGAAGGAGAAAUCCAUUAAAUUUGAUUCCGUAUGAAAAUGUGAAUUUAUGUUACCAUAAGAACUCUUUAAGAUUCCUCUACAGAAUCUUAUGUCGUGAUCAAUUGAAAUUAAUACGUACUUUACUUAAUGUUUAUUAGCAAAUAGGCCUUAAAAGACUGAAUUUGAGAAACAACCUUUCAUUUUCUAGCGUUUCUUUUUUUACAAUUGAAUUAUAGAUAAAACGUAAUGAUUUUAUUUGAUGGUGGUAAAUUAAUGUAAAUAAUAAUAAAUAUCGAAAUGAAUAAUUUUUAUAUAAACACACACACACACACACAUACACACAUACAGAUUAAAAAAUAAAUAAAAUACACGUUUAUUGACUUUUUUCAAAGUACAUCGAACUUCUUUUUUUUAUAUCAUUUUUUUAUUGAUUAUUAAUUAUUAUAUAUACAUAUAUACACAUACACAUAUAUAG